Trichoplusia ni (cabbage looper) is the source of this 2060-nucleotide messenger RNA. RefSeq names its product cyclin-C. Gene Ontology annotation, molecular function: cyclin-dependent protein serine/threonine kinase regulator activity. The coding region runs from base 166 to 972 and encodes 268 amino acids. Gene Ontology annotation, cellular component: mediator complex; nucleus. NCBI's taxonomy places the organism in Eukaryota, Metazoa, Arthropoda, Insecta, Lepidoptera, Noctuidae. The record is from RefSeq and is a predicted model, not a curated record. Gene Ontology annotation, biological process: positive regulation of transcription by RNA polymerase II. The transcript is spliced from 3 exons.
UCAAUGUUACAUAAUAUACUCCAUGAGUAUACAGGUAAUAUAUUAAAAAUCUUUGUUUAACCUAUGAUUGUGUCUAUGACAGGAUUGACUGUCACUGACAGUGCGCGUUGUGGUGACAGAAUAUUUAUUUAGGCUUUACCUGAGAGUUAUUUAGAAUAAUUUACGAUGGCUGGUAAUUUUUGGCAAAGUUCUCACCACCAGCAAUGGAUAUUAGAUAAACAGGAUCUCGUACGAGAUCGUCAACUCGAUUUAGCUAUAUUGACAGAAGAAGAAUAUCAGAAAAUAUUCAACUUCUUCGCAAGCAUAAUUCAGGUUUUAGGAGAACAGUUAAAGCUUCGUCAACAAGUUAUAGCAACUGCCACAGUGUACUUCAAGAGAUUUUAUGCAAGAAAUUCGUUGAAAUGUAUAGACCCGUUGCUUUUAGCACCGACAUGUGUGUUCCUCGCUUCCAAGGUUGAAGAAUUCGGUGUUAUAUCAAAUUCAAGACUAAUAACAACAUGCCAAACGGUGAUCAAAAAUAAAUUUAGUUAUGCAUACGGACAGCAAGAGUUUCCGUACAGAACUAACCAUAUUCUGGAGUGCGAGUUUUAUCUGUUGGAGAAUUUGGAUUGCUGUUUGAUUGUAUACCAGCCAUACAGGCCUUUACUGCUGUUUGUACAAGAUAUAGGGCAAGACGAUCAAUUGUUGACAUACGCGUGGAGAAUCGUCAAUGAUUCCCUAAGGACUGAUGUCAGUUUACUCUACCCACCAUAUCAGAUUGCUAUAGCCUCUCUACACAUAGCCUGUGUGAUGCUUGGAAAAGAAAACCUCAAGCCCUGGUUUGCUGAACUGAAUGUAGAUAUGGACAAAAUCCAGGAGAUAGUGAGGUCAAUAAUAAAUUUAUAUGAAAUGUGGAAAAGUUAUGAUGAGAAGAAAGAGAUCCAAGCUUUGUUAGUAAAAAUGCCGAAACCAAAGCCUGCACCCCAAAGAUAGUAGUAGAUGAUACCUAUAAUAAUCAUAGUGUAUCUUUAAGAAAUUAGAUUGUCACAGUAAUGUAUAAAGAAAAAUGUUCAUAAUGGAUGUGAUUGGUUUCUGUAUGAUAUUAAGAAUUUUUGAACCAAUCUCAUUAGCUUUUAAGAAAAAGUUUCAUACCUACCGAUCCUGGUGUUAGUUUAUGGUAUGUUGACUUUUUGACUCAGAUUGUAUAGGGUUGACUACCUUAAAUUCAUCACAUUUAAGAAAAAUAAGAAUGUUUUAAUAGAGUAAAUGGAUGACAGGUUACAAUAAUUUCCAACAAAAUGAUUGGCAGGCACCACUGCCAUAGAGAAAGAUUUUUGCAGUUGGGAAAGCAAGGUGGUGCACUACAGGGGGUAUGGGAGCUUCUUGCUUCCACAAUUUCUUACUGAUGGUAAUCUUUGUAUUCAAAAAGAAGAUUAUACUGCUAUAAAUAAGCAAAUGUUUUGUAAAAUAAAAUCUGAGUAGUUGAAUAAGUACAAUAGGUGUAAUUUUAGUAUGUAUGAUAUUUGCCUUUGUAUUUAACAAAAGUAGAAUUAAAAUGUUCCUAACAAACAACUUCUCAACAGUAUUUUUGAAAAUUGUAUAUUUGUAAGUAAGUACAUGAAAUAAAUUUUGACAAUCAAUUGAUAAUAAUAUUAUUUCUAUAAAUACAUUAUCCAUGUCAGUUUGAAUUAAUAACUGGUAGAUAAAGAAGUCAAUUCUGAAUUAAAUUUACUUUUUUUUAGCACAAUGCUUUAAUUUACAUGCCUGUCUUCACUUUAACUUACUACAAUCCUAUUGCAUCUAUUUUCUCGUACCUGUUAACAUAUAAAAAAUGUUCAUUCUCUUUUGACACACUCCCUGGGGGAGCUACAAAAAAUAGUCCAUAUUUUUAUCAAAUAAUAUGUAAUUUUUGAUACAAUUAAGAGAUGAAAGAAUAGUCCAAAAGUAUUUAUUUCUAUGAACAGAUGUUUCACGAAGUAGGGUUUUAGUCAUAACACAAUCAGCUCCAACAUCAUGAUAUCUAAAGACUGUCAACAGAUUUAUCUGUAAAAAUGUUAUUAUAUUCUAUCAACAUUACGGUA